AUGCAUCUGACGUGGAACGAGGCGCUGUCCGGCGUCUUCGGCUCGGUGUCGCUGGCGGCGUGGAUCUUCCUACUGGUGCCGCAGUUGAUCGAAAACUACACGCAGGGCCACGCCGACGGCAUCAGCCUGACCUUCCUCUUCAUCUGGUUCGUCGGCGACAUCACCAACCUCGCCGGCGCGCUGUGGGCCGGCCUGGUGCCGACCGUCAUUGCCCUGGCCGUCUACUUCUGCUUCGCCGACCUGGUCCUGAUCGCCCAAUGCCUGUACUACCUCGCCCUGAAGAAGCGCCAGGUCCAGCAGCGGGAGCACGAGACGGCCGACCAUGCCAAUGGAGCUCCGGCCGAGAGCGAAAUCACGCCGCUCCUGCUCAACGGCGACCCGAAUAAGAACACCCCCGCACAGCCGAAGCGACGGCUCACCGAUGUGACGGGGGAGAAUCUGGGUCUGCCGGGCAGUCGCCGGACCAGCAGCGUGACCCAGCGACGGCGCGAUACGAACGAGCACCACCGCGACAGCCUGACGCGCGUGCUGGAAGAGCCGACCAAGACCCGCGCGACGAUCAAGAACACCGUCUCCAUCCUGGGCGUCAUGGCCGUGGGCGCGGCGGGCUGGGCAAUAGCGUGGAAGGCGGGAGCAUGGCGGCCAACACCCGUCGGCGACGAGGGGGUGGGGGAGUCGCCGAUUGGGGCUGAGAUUUUGGGAUACAUCAGUGCCGUCUGCUAUCUAGGCGCUCGGAUCCCGCAGAUUGUCAAGAACCAGCGUGAGAGGUCGUGCGAGGGGCUCAGUCUGCUGUUCUUCCUGCUGAGUCUGCUGGGCAACUUAACCUACGGCGCGGGGAUUCUCUUCCACUCGAUCGAGAAGCAGUACGUCCUUACGAACCUUCCCUGGCUGAUCGGAUCGCUGGGGACGAUGGUGGAAGACGUGACCAUCUUCAUCCAGUUCCACAUCUUUGGCGACAAGCAAAAGGCGGCAGCAAUUGUAUAG
This is a messenger RNA of Zasmidium cellare ATCC 36951, 984 nucleotides long. RefSeq lists its product as uncharacterized. Lineage: Eukaryota; Fungi; Ascomycota; Dothideomycetes; Mycosphaerellales; Mycosphaerellaceae. The record is from RefSeq and is a predicted model, not a curated record. Gene Ontology annotation, biological process: basic amino acid transmembrane export from vacuole. The transcript is spliced from 2 exons. The coding region runs from base 1 to 984 and encodes 327 amino acids. Gene Ontology annotation, cellular component: fungal-type vacuole membrane.